CGGGGAGACCUUCCCGGCGCGGGUCGGCGCGGGGCGGGCGCGGCGGCUCUCCGGGGCGAGGCGGCGGGCCCGGCUCCAGAUGCAGGAGCCAUGGAGUUGAGCUGCAGCGAAGUACCUCUUUAUGGGCAGAUGACUGUCUAUGCAAAGUUUGGGAAAAAUGUUUAUCUUCCUAAAGAUGCCGAGUUUUACUUUAUUUAUAAUGGAUCUCAUCAGAGACACGUCGUGAUCGCAAAACGCACUGAGGAUAAUGUUCUCCAGUCCAGCAUUCCAGGGCAUGGGCUUCAGGAGACGGUGACGGUGUCUGUGUGCCUCUGCUCAGAAGGUUACUCCCCAGUGACCAUGGGCUCCGGCUCAGUGACCUACGUGGACAACAUGGCUUGCAGGCUGGCUCGUUUGCUGGUCACCCAGGCUGAUCGCCUCACAUCCAGUAGUCAUCAGACCUUUCUGACUCCAUUUGCCCUGACGGUGGGAGCAUUGCCUGCUUUGGAUGAGGAGCUGGUGCUGGCUCUGACCCAUCUGGAGUUGCCUCUUGAGUGGAGUGUCUUGGGAAAUUCUUCACUUGAAGUUUCUUUAUGCAGAGAGUCUCUUCUACACCUGGCUAUGAGAUGGGGCCUGCCUAAGCUCUCUCAUUUCCUCUUGUGCCUCCCUGGGGGAGUUCAGGCUUUGUCUUUACCCAAUGAAGAAGGUGCCACACCGUUAGACUUGGCUUUACGUGCCGGACACUCCAAGCUGGUUGAAGACAUCACAAAUUUCCAGGGCAGACGUUCCCCUGACCUCUCCCGAGUGGACCUCGGCGGACGUGCCUUCCUGCAGUAUGUUCACCCGUCGGGGACGCUGACGCUGACGCUGAACCACACAGCCGAGCAUUUGUUGGAGGCAGAUAUUAAACUCUUCAGGAAAUACUUUUUGGACAGAGCCUUUCUCCUCAAGGCUCUUGACGACCGAGAAGCUGGGCCACAGGAGAGCCGGGCCAUGCCCUCCCGGGCUGCCGCCACCGAGGAGGGUACGCGAGCUGCCUCCCCCGCGCCCAGGAACCCAGAAGAGAUUAGGAAUUUGGCGACCGGCAGGCCAUCACCUGAAAAGGAGGAUGUAAAGCGUGUGGACAGCCCGGAUGUUGACCCCUAUGAACACGACGGCCGGGACAGUCUCGAUUUGGAUCACUCUUUCGAUGUCUUCAAAAAACCUAAGCAUCCCCCAGCGUUCUUUGCUGCAGGCCGGCUCUCUGAUGUGCUGAAUGGUGGCGAUGAAGUUUACGCCAACUGUAUGGUGAUUGACCAGGUUGGUGAUUUGGAUAUUAACUACAUCAAUUUAGAAGGAAUCUCUACAGACGCCUGUGCUGAAUCCAUGGGUUCUACUCUGGGGCCUCAGAACUGCGAGCAUAUCCUUGCUGCUGAAACCAGCCAUGGGAAAUACCCACUAAGUGAGAACAAGGAAGUGAUCUCAGAUACCGAAGCUCAGCAGUCCUUCCCAUCACCGUCUAGUUCAUAUGCUUCCAAUUUUGAUCUUUCCUUUGGUCUUCAUGGAUUUGAGAAGGAACAGAGUCUCCUGAAGAAAAGAAGCUCCAGCCUGGAUGCCUUGGAUGCCGACAGCGAAGGGGAAGGGCAUUCUGAGCGGUCACACAUCUGCUACACGCCAGCGUCUCAGAGUUCCUCGAGGACUGGCAUUCCCAGUGGGGAUGAGCUGGACUCCUUCGAGACCGCCACCGAACCUGAUUUUAGUAUCUCCAGGACAGAGUCACUUUCUUUAUCAAGUAGCCUGCAGUUGAAGGAAUCAUUGCUUCCUGGAGUCCGCUCACGUUCUUAUUCCUGCUCAUCACCCAAAAUUUCUUUAGGAAAAACUCGAUUGGUGCGUGAUUUCACAGUGUGCAAUUCUGCUGAAGAGCAAAGAGCCUUCGGCUUCCUGGAGCCCGCCAGGGAGAGGAGGAUUCAAGAGGAAGAAUGGGAUAAAUACAUCAUACCUGCCAAGUCAGAGUCUGAGAAAUACAAAGUGAGCCGGACCUUCAGCUUCCUCAUGAACAGGAUGACAAGCCCUCGGAACAAAUCUAAGACGAAAAGCAAGGAUGCCAAAGACAAAGAGAAACCGAGCCGACAUCAGUUUGUCCCCGGAACCUUCUCUGGGGUUCUCCAGUGUUCCGUUUGUGAUAAAACACUCCUGGGGAAGGAGUCAUCCCAGUGUUCCAACUGUAAUGCAAACGUCCACAAGGGUUGUAAGGACGCUGCACCUCCGUGUACCAAGAAAUUCCAGGAGAAAUAUAACAAGAACAAACCGCAGACCAUCCUUGGAAACUCUUCAUUUCGAGACAUCCCGCAACCCAGUCUCUCCUUGCACCCUUCUUCCUCCAUGCCUAUCGGAUUGCCCACUGGGAGAAAAGAAGCUUCUUCCCAGGCCCAUCCCUUGUCCAGAAGUGUUCCAGGCACUGCCUUGGAAAGCUUCAGAAGAUCGGGGCCAUCCCUGGAGUCUGAGAGUGACGGGAACAGUUGGAGAAGCAGGUCUCAUUCCGAUGAGCUGUUACAGUCCAUGGGCUCUUCUCCCUCCACGGAAUCCUUCUUAAUGGAAGAUGUCGUGGACUCUUCUCUGUGGAGUGACCUCAGCAGUGACGCCCAGGAGUUGGAAGCAGAAUCCUGGAGUCUGGUGGUGGACCCCUCCUUUUGCAAUAAGCAGGAGAAAGAUGUCAUCAAAAGACAGGAUGUCAUCUUUGAGCUGAUGCAAACAGAGAUGCAUCAUAUCCAGACCCUGCUCAUCAUGUCUGAGAUCUUCAGGAAAGGAAUGAAGGAGGAGCUGCAGCUUGAUCACAGCACCGUGGAUAAAAUCUUUCCCUGCUUAGAUGAGUUACUUGAAAUCCACAGGCAUUUCUUUUAUAGUAUGAAGGAGCGAAGGCAGGAGUCCUGUGCUGGUGGUGACAGGAAUUUCGUCAUCAGCCGAAUUGGAGAUAUUCUAGUACAGCAGUUUUCAGAAGAAAAUGCAAAUCAAAUGAAGAAAAUAUAUGGAGAAUUCUGUAGCCAUCACAAAGAAGCUGUUAGCCUCUAUAAAGAACUCCAACAGAAUAAGAAGUUUCAGAAUUUUAUUAAGCUUCGAAAUAGUAAUCUUUUGGCUCGACGCCGAGGAAUCCCAGAAUGCAUUCUGCUAGUCACUCAGCGCAUCACAAAAUACCCUGUCCUGGUGGAACGGAUUUUGCAGUACACAAAGGAAAGAAGUGAAGAACAUCAAGACUUGUGCAAAGCUCUGUGCUUAAUUAAAGACAUGAUUGCAGCAGUGGAUUUAAAAGUCAGCGAGUAUGAGAAAAACCAAAAAUGGCUUGAGAUCCUAAAUAAGAUCGAAAACAAAACCUACACAAAGCUCAAAAAUGGCCACGUGUUUAGGAAGCAAGCACUGAUAAGUAAAGAAAGGACUCUCUUAUAUGAUGGCCUUGUUUAUUGGAAAACUGCUACGGGUCGUUUCAAAGAUAUCCUGGCUCUACUUCUACCUGAUGUGCUGCUCUUUUUACAAGAAAAAGACCAGAAAUACAUCUUUGCAGCUGUUGAUCAGAAGCCAUCGGUUAUCUCCCUUCAGAAGCUCAUUGCUAGAGAAGUCGCCAACGAGGAAAGAGGAAUGUUCCUGAUCAGUGCGUCCUCUGCUGGUCCUGAGAUGUACGAAAUUCACACCAACUCCAAGGAGGAACGAAAUAACUGGAUGAGACGAAUCCAACAGGCCGUGGAAAGUUGCCCAGAAGAAGAAGGGGGAAGGACAAGUGAAUCUGAUGAAGAGAGGCGGAAAGCUGAAGCAAGAGUGGCCAAAAUCCAGCAAUGUCAAGAAAUACUCAGUAACCAAGACCAACAGAUUUGCGCGUAUUUGGAGGAGAAGCUGCAUAUCUACGCUGAACUUGGAGAACUGAGUGGAUUCAAGGAUGUCCAUCUAGAGCCCCACCUCCUCAUCAAACCUGACCCAGGGGAGCCUCCCCAGGCAGCCUCAUUACUAGCAGCAGCCCUGAGAGAAGCCGAGAGCCUGCAGGUUGCCGUGAAGGCCUCACAAGCAGGUGAUACUCACCCGUCGCCUGAGGAGGGUUCUGCAGAACCUGCGGUGGCAGAUGCACAGGGUCCUCCCGAGGAGCCAGGAUCGUCUCCAGCCUCACUAGUCACAGAAGGGACAGGAGGAAGAGGCUGUUGGGAUGUGGAUCCUGGCCCCCAGGGUGUGGGAACCGACUUGGCGGUCUCUGAUGCAGGGGAGAAGAGUCUUAAAAAUCUGUGCUGCAGCCGGCAAAGUCCCUGGGGUGUCAGUCACCAUCACCAGCUGCAGCCCUGCAUGGGCACCACAAGGGGGAGGGCCAGCUCCACGAAAAGUAGGACACUACACAGCUCAGGCUUGUAUCAGGCUUCGUGGUUCUUGGGAGUGGAAUAUAGAAGUUUCACGGUUUCUUCACAGUCAGAGAUUAUACAAGCGAUCCAGAAUUUAACCCGACUCCUCUAUAGCCUUCAGGCUGCUCUGACCAUCCAGGACAGCCACAUCCAGGUGCACAGGCUGCUGCUGCAGCAGGCCGGCCGGCCGGCGUCCCAGGAAGAGCGCAGCGAGCUGGCGAGGCAGCGGGAGGAGCUGGCUGCCCUGCCCGGGCUCCAGUGGCAGCUGCAGCAGGAGCGGCGGCACGGCCAGCGCACCUGGGAGCGGCAGCAGCGCGAGCAGGAGGCCAGGGCCUGCCGGCUGCGGGAGCGCGAGCGGGGCUGCCACGGCCGCGAGGAGCUGCUGCUCAGGGCCCGCGGGGAGCUGGACCGGCAGCUGCGGGAGCACCGGCAGGACCUGGAGCGGCUGCGGGAGGGCCAGCGCCUGGUGGAGAGGGCAAGGGCCCGCAUGCACGCCCAGCACAGCCUGCUGCGUGGCCCGAGGCCCGGGCGCCAGUGCAGCCUGCCCACGGCCUUGCCUCCGGGCAGCGGCGAGGUGAUGGAACUUAAUCGAUCCGAGAGCUUGUAUCAUGAAAAUUCAUUCUUCAUUAAUGAAGCUUUAGUACAAAUGUCACUUAACACUUACAACAAAUCAACUCCAUCAGGUGUCCACCAGGAAGCCGCUUAUCCCCAGAAUAUAGCUAAUUUGGACUUGGUAAGGACUAGUGAAAGUCCCGUAGACCUCCAGUUGGACAUUUCUCAGCCCUUGGAUGUCAACCACGAACAGUGGACAGCCGCUGGGUCCUGUCAUCAGAUACCCCCUCUCCACGAAAGCAGCAAGGAUUCUUGUAAAAAUGGCCUGUGCACCCCUCGCCCGGGGCCCCCGGUCCCCCUGGAGCCCAGUGCACGCGGCUCCCAGCUGCAGACGGGGGCGGCAGAAGCAGCGCACAACCUACGGACGCGGACCGGACAAGAUGCAGAGACUGGAGACGCGGCUGAAGAAAAUAUCGUUUACCUCUAAUUGUGUGGUCAAUUUUUUUUUCCAGACAAAACAAAACACUGGCAUUUUGUGGAGAAUUAUUUUUUUCUUUUCCUGAUGUUUGUGUGACUGUGUCCAAAUUGCUUUAUAAGUAAUAUUUAAUAUUUCAUGCAAGUACAUUUCUUUGGGCAUGAGUCCAAUUAAAUUAUUGAAAGCA
Molecule: messenger RNA, 5545 nt
Organism: Nyctereutes procyonoides (raccoon dog)
Lineage: Eukaryota; Metazoa; Chordata; Mammalia; Carnivora; Canidae
Gene: ARHGEF28
Product: Rho guanine nucleotide exchange factor 28
Exons: 37
Coding region: 91-5370 (1759 amino acids)
Biological process (GO): cell morphogenesis; regulation of Rho protein signal transduction
Molecular function (GO): guanyl-nucleotide exchange factor activity
Source: RefSeq, a predicted model, not a curated record